Messenger RNA from Pedinophyceae sp. YPF-701, 1428 nucleotides. The record is from the annotation of a GenBank genome assembly. Lineage: Eukaryota; Viridiplantae; Chlorophyta; Pedinophyceae.
AUGGCCCGUGUUCCGCUCGCUGCGACGUUCCUCGCCGUUCGCGCGCGUGCUGCCUCGCCAGGGGUGCUGGCUGUGCUCCGCGACGGUUCGCGGUGGUCGCUGCGGCAUGACGUGGCGCUGACUCCCCCCCGCCAGCGUGACGGCCGCGAAUAUUGGUGCGCGGGGCGAGAAUGCCGGUCCAGAACGGCGCUUGCGCCCUGGUCGAUCACCAUGCACGCGACGAGCUUCGCCUCCGCGGCCAGGCCCGCCACGGUCCUCGGGGGGCGCCCGGCCGUGCGCGCCGCUGUGCCUGCCCCGCAGCUCACAGGCCCAUCGCGCGCCGGUGCGGCGCCCAGGACCACGCCGCCGCAGCCCCCGGCCUUCUCCGCCUCCGUGCGGUCCCGGACCUCCGCCCGCGGCGCGCUCGUUGUCGCGGCUGCGGAGCUCAAGGCCCUCGUGUGGGACUGCGACGGCGUGAUCCUGGAGAGCGAGGACCUGCACCGCAGGGCGUACAACGCGGCGUUCGCGCACUUUGAUGUGCGCGUCGGCGGCGAGGUGGUGGAGUGGGACGUGGCGUUCUACGACAAGCUGCAGAACACCGUGGGCGGCGGGAAGCCGAAGAUGCGCUGGUUCUUCGGGGAGCACAAGAACGAGUGGCCCACCACGUCGAUUCUCGACGGCCGCGCGCCCGAGACGGACGGCGAGCGCGUGAAGAUCGUCGACGUGCUCCAGGACUGGAAGACGGACAAGUACCAGGCCAUGCUCGCGUCCGGCGAGGUGCCGCCGCGCGCGGGCGUGAUCCGUUUGAUGGACGCCGCGCGCGACGCGGGGCUCAAGGUCGCGGUGUGUUCGGCGGCGACCAAGUCCUCCGUGAUCGCCACGCUCAACGCGCUGAUCGGCCCGGAGCGCUUCGAGGCGCUGGACUGCUUCAUCGGCGGCGACGACGCACCGAAGAAGAAGCCGGACCCGAUCAUCUACCACAUGGCGGCGGAGCGGCUCCAGCUGGACCCGCAGGAGUGCAUGGUGAUUGAGGACUCUACGAUCGGGCUCGCGGCGGCCAAGGGGGCGAACAUGCGGUGCAUGAUCACGUACACCGACAGCACCAAGUCGCAAGACUUCGACGGCGCGGAGAUCAUCGUCGGGUCCCUCGGCGACGACGGCGACCCCAAGGCCAUCACGAUCGACAUGCUGCGUGAGAAGGGCGACCUCAGGGACGACCGCGGUGCCGCGAAGCCGAAGAAGAAGCGCAGCAAGAAGAAGAAGCCGGCCGCGAGCGCCACGGAGCUCCUGGCCAAGCCCGUGCGGCCGAACGUGCCCGCGGCGGAGGAAGCGACCGAGGCGGCGGCGCCGCAGAGGCCGAGCGCGGAGGGCGGGGCCGCGCCCAAGCCGAAGCCAUCGAACUCGAGCGACGAGUACAUUCUGUUCACCGAGGACAUGCUGUCGCAGUGA